This is a messenger RNA of Periophthalmus magnuspinnatus, 1221 nucleotides long. It is a transcript of the gene oc90, whose product is annotated as otoconin 90. The record is from RefSeq and is a predicted model, not a curated record. Gene Ontology annotation, molecular function: phospholipid binding; calcium ion binding. The coding region runs from base 1 to 1221 and encodes 406 amino acids. The transcript is spliced from 4 exons. NCBI's taxonomy places the organism in Eukaryota, Metazoa, Chordata, Actinopteri, Gobiiformes, Gobiidae. Gene Ontology annotation, biological process: arachidonate secretion; phospholipid metabolic process; lipid catabolic process.
AUGCUGCAUUGUGCCAGUGGCCGGUGCCCGUACGAGUACGAGAUGUAUGGCUGCUACUGUGGUCAGGAGGGCAGUGGGCAGCCCCAGGACCAGCUUGACCGGUGCUGCUUCUUCCACCAGUGCUGUCUAAAGCAGAUCAGCUCCAUGGGCUGCAGAGCCGACCGCACCCUCAGCGCUCACGUCUCCUGUGAGGGAGGCAAACCCAAGUGUGUGGGCGUGUCUGUGUGUGAUAAACUUCAGUGUGUAUGCGACAGAACCACUGCCGUGUGCAUGGCCAACGCCCGCUUCAACCACACCCUGACCCCACCCACCUGCACUGGCCCUGCCCCCAUGUGUCGUCGCCCUGGUAACAGACCCCAAAACAACGGCUCCAACAGUGCCUCACAGCACCGACCUCAAUCCAGCAGGCCACACCCAGGUUCCCCCAGCCGCCCGGGGAGUAGACCUCCGACCCGGCCCAACAACCGGCCCCAAGUCAGGCCCACCAGCAGACCAUCCACCACCAGAACCACGCCCAAAACUACCACCAGAACCACCAAGACCUCCACCACCAAGAAGCCGUCGUCCAGCGAAGAGAGCAGUGCCCAGCAGGGAGGAGAUAAGGCACAGGGAGAAGCAACUACCCCAAUCCCAAGAGAGGAGGCGGUGAUGGGAGGAGAAGGAGGAGAGCAGGUGGACAGAGUAGAGGAGGCACCAGGACAAAUGCCACAGGAACCUGAGAUGACAGGAGCAGAGGGUCCCAAAGAAGGACAAACUGUGGACCCAGCACAUCCAGCACAUCACGAGAACCCAUUACACACACCAAACCCUGCCCGCCCUGUACAUCCACCUUAUCCGGCCAUCCAAACCCACUCUGAAAACCCAGCACAACCAGCACACUCAAGCACCCAAUUUCACCCAGCGAACCCAUCCCACCCAGCAAGCCCCUCCCGCCCGGUGAACCCAUCCCACUCCAUAAACCCAAUCCAUUCAGAAAACCCAUCGCACCCAGCUCAACCGUCAAACCCAGCUACCCAAUUUCACUCAAACAACCAUCCCACCCAGCAAACCCAUCCCACCCAGUACAACCACCCCACCCAGUACAACCACCAGCAGAACCAUCAGCGCACCCAGGAGAACCAGUGCCGCCAGAAGAGAAGCCAGGGCUCCAGGACGAAUGGACACCAUGGAUGUUUUAUUAAGAUAAGGGGGGACCAUGAGGAGACCAGGUGGACAGAGUAG